CAGUCGUUCUCGAUCACCUUUCUGGCGUCGGGCGUUCACAUCACACCUCUCUGUCUCUUUGGCUUCAUUUCCUGCUGACGACUGAGCGGGCGAGCGCCGGCGCCCUUUGCCAGGUCUUCGUCGGCCCGUUCGCCGGCGACUAGCGUCUCCCUUUGCCAGGUCUCGACGCCCCCUUCGCCGUCGACUGGCACCCAGCAGGUACAUUUGGAAGAAUGGGGGUUUACCUUAGCACUCCGAAAACCGAGAAGGUAUCGGAAGAUGGGGAAAAUGAUAAACUUAAAUUCGGACUUUCUUCUAUGCAAGGGUGGCGUGCAACUAUGGAAGAUGCUCACUCGGCUUUGCUAGAUCUUGACAAUGACACUGCAUUCUUUGGUGUUUUUGAUGGACAUGGAGGAAAAGUAGUUGCCAAAUUCUGUGCAAAAUAUCUACACAGAGAAGUUCUCCAUAGUGAGGCCUAUGCAGCUGGUGACCUGGGUGCUGCUGUCCACAGAGCUUACUUCAGAAUGGAUGAAAUGAUGCGGGGUCAAAGAGGAUGGCGGGAACUCCAAGCACUUGGAGAUAAGAUAAAUCAGUUUACUGGCAUAAUAGAAGGGUUGAUUUGGUCCCCUAAAGCAAGUGAUUCAAAUGAUAGACAUGAUGAUUGGGCUUUCGAGGAGGGACCACACUCUGAUUUUACUGGGCCAAAUUGUGGGAGUACAGCCUGUGUAGCAUUAGUCAGAAAUAGGCAACUUGUUGUGGGAAAUGCUGGUGACUCCCGCUGUGUCAUCUCAAGGAAUGGCCAGGCAUACAAUUUGUCUAGAGACCAUAAACCAGAGCUGGAGGCAGAGAGAGAAAGGAUACAAAGUGCAGGGGGUUACAUUCAAAUGGGGCGUGUAAAUGGAACUUUAAAUUUGUCAAGAGCUAUUGGAGACAUGGAGUUUAAACAAAACAAGUUCUUGUCCCCUGAUAAGCAAAUUUUGACCGCGAACCCCGACAUAAACAUUAUUGAGUUAUGUGAUGACGACGAAUUCAUGGUUUUGGCAUGUGAUGGCAUUUGGGACUGCAUGUCAAGCCAACAGUUGGUUGAUUUCAUCCGUGAGCAUAUAAACACAGAGGAAAGCCUUUCUGCAGUAUGUGAACGAGUGCUUGAUAGAUGCCUGGCUCCAUCAACCAUGGGCGGCGAGGGAUGUGAUAACAUGACCAUGAUCCUGGUGCAGUUCAAGAAGCUGACUGCUCAGCACAAGGACGCCAGUGGUGCACAACAACCAGCUGGAGACGCGGGAUGCUCCGAGACCCAUGGGGCCGAGGAGAACGGAUCUGGUAAGCAGGUAUAGCAAAGACGUGGCUGUUGGAGUCUUGGUACAUGGCCUGACGCUGGACUUGGGUAAAAACAGGAGUAUGAUGACGAUAUUGCGAUGUACAUACAACCGAGUGCUGAAUUGGCGUAAAGGAUUAUUCUUUGUUCCAUUGUUGUCUGUAACCCAAUCUGCUGGUUUCUUCCGGUUGUGAUUUUUUGCCAUCUGACAACACCUAAUUGUACAUUUGGGGUGCAAAUGAUGUUACAAUAGUUCUUGUGAUCAAGCGGAUCCUGUGCUCUGCCCUUUUGA
This is a messenger RNA of Sorghum bicolor (sorghum), 1586 nucleotides long. Its product is annotated as probable protein phosphatase 2C 58. The record is from RefSeq and is a predicted model, not a curated record. The transcript is spliced from 12 exons. Gene Ontology annotation, biological process: protein dephosphorylation. Bases 213 to 1313 code for a protein of 366 amino acids. Gene Ontology annotation, molecular function: protein serine/threonine phosphatase activity; cation binding. Lineage: Eukaryota; Viridiplantae; Streptophyta; Magnoliopsida; Poales; Poaceae.